Molecule: messenger RNA, 2928 nt
Organism: Trichomonas vaginalis G3
Lineage: Eukaryota; Parabasalia; Trichomonadida; Trichomonadidae
Product: armadillo (ARM) repeat-containing protein family
Exons: 1
Coding region: 1-2928 (975 amino acids)
Source: RefSeq, a predicted model, not a curated record
AUGGAUAAUUUUGAACACUUAGCAGCAGAAAUUCAACAAACAAUUGAUGCAUUAAUACACAAUCCAGCAAAUAGCAGCGAAAGUGUCCUAAGAUUAAAUGAAAUUAAACAAAAUUUUUCAUCUGCCCUCGCCGCUUUUUGUAUUUUGCUCACAAAACAAUAUCAGCCAUUUCAUAUUCUUACUCAAAUACGCGAUAUUGUAUCUAAAAAAUGGAUAGAAAUCGAUGAUGAUAUUAAACAAUUUGCAAAGUCAUCAUUAUUAUCUUCAUUUCCAAAAAUUAUCUCAAAUAGUACUAAUGCAGCAAGUUUGAUCAAUAUAUUAGUUACAAUUUCUAAGUUUUCUUCUGGCCAAUGGGAAGAAUUGAACGAAAUGAUUUUAAGUCUUCAAGAAAAUGUCCCUAUUUUCAUCACAUUUAUUGCCGAAAUGAUUUUUGCUAAGCAGUUCGACUUCAUUCUUUUUAAUCAAGAUACUAUUCUCCCAAUUACACUUUCUGGUCUGAAUUAUUCAACAUGGGAAACAAGAAUACAAGCAAUGUCAGUUGUAGGCUUCCUUGUUGGUACUCUUGAAGAUCCAUCACUUAUUUCUGAACAAAUUGGAAUUAUUAUUCAAUUUUUAGCACAAUCAACAUCAUUAAACGAGGAUGAUUUCAUGAAGUUAUGGAACGAGUUCAAAAAUAUCGCUGAAUUAUUGCUAAUUGAACAUGAUCAACAGGUUGAGAUCGUAAACAUCGCUUAUCAAGCGGCUUCUUCGUUUGAAGGAUCAUCACAGGCCAUGUCAGCACCUAUAUCAGCCAUUAUGUCUUAUUUACCAAACUUAGAUUUAGAAAUUAUCGCUCAAAUUCUUGAUUUACUGUUUGUUAUUGCGGUCAAACAGUUGAACGAUGAAGAAGCACUUCCAACAGAUAUAUUGGAUCCAUUUUCAAUCGCUUCUGACUAUUAUCCAGCAGAUGAUUACUAUAAUUUCUUGAAAGGAAAGAUGGAGAGCGCUGAUAUCACUGAUCCAUCUCAAUUUGGAGUCUUUAUCGUUGCAUUUUGCAUAUUGAACUCUGUAUUUGACAAGUUGGUUUCGAAAUUUAAAUCAGAUUUUUCAUAUUACAUCGAGAUCUUCAAGCAAAGCAACGAAACAGGCAAUACACUAUUACUCACAUGCGUAUGCGACAUGAUUAACAACUUUAAUUCAUCUUUUGAAACGAUUUUAGUUCAAAAUAAUUUAUUCUUAGAUAUAACGAUUCCUUUGAUCUGCAACGAAGACAAAACAUUGCAGACAUCGGCAGUUAAUGCUGUUUUCAACGCUUUAGAUAAUGUUUAUCGACCAAUUUACGGAAUAUUCCAAAAACUUUGGGAAAUCAACUCCUUAGUUCCUCCCAACAUAUUAGGGCAAUACAUGAGAUUGCUUGGCAAAUCAAUCGAGUCCGAAAAGAGAGUAGAUCCAGAGCUUUACAACGAUCUUCUUCCAACUCUAUCGUCCUGGUUUACAAAUGACGAUAGCUCGAUAAUUAUCGGUGCGAUUUCCAUUGCGAUGAUAUUAGUUUCAUUCGACGAAUAUACGCACGAACAGUUAUUACAGCCAUUGGCAGAAGCAACACUCAAUGCUGUUGUUAAUAAAGAUGACGAAGAAUUGAAUAAAAUCGGUUAUAAUUGUGUGGCCGUACUUUGUAAAAUUCUCAAAUCCAAUGCCAUUCAAUAUAUUGAACCAAUUAUUCCAUUAAUUGUUCAAGCAGCAUCCGAAGAAGAAACUCCAUUAUUUAUUCGCACACAAGCUGCACAAACUUUGUGUGAAUUGGCAAAUGCAACAAAUUCCGAAGAAUUGAUCAAUGAUUGCUCGAUAUUAUUAGCACAUUCAAUGAAUAGUGAUGCUAAACUCAUCAAUAUCUUCUUCAAUUUGCUUCCAUUGUGCUCAACAUUCAUAUCUGGUGAAGAAUUCUUGAGUUUCAUCAGUAAAGCAUGCACAGCUAUCAAGUGCACAGCUAAUGAAGACUUAAUCACCGAAGGAUUGAUAGGUUUGAUGAAAACUUUCCAAAAUUUUGGAAAAUUACAAAAAUUGAAUAGUUUACAAAAAAUUACCAACUCCGAAAUUUUGAAUGCUACACAAAUAUGUUGCCAGUUUAUCAACGAGUAUAUCAAUGGAAACUGGGAAUUCCAAGGCGGUAAGCAUCCUUUAGAUGAUUUAGACACAGAUAUGAUCACAACUAUUUGCCAAUUGAUAGGAGAACUGUUUUAUUCUGUCUGUGAUGAACAAACACCAAUAUUAGAGUUCAUUGUCGCUCUUUUAACCAUUGAAGACAUGGAAAUUGUAGAUGCUGCCAUAGGAGUGGUCGCAGCUGCUCUUAACAGCGAAAUAAACGUCGCAGGGUUAUAUGAACAGUUCGUAAAUAUCGCUGGACAGCUAUUUAAUGACGAUUUGGACAUAGAUAUGAUUCAAAAUGAAACUUUCUUCUUAGAUUCACUUUUGAUGAAAGGUGUCAUAACUAAUGACUUCUUUAAUGAUAAAAUAAACGUUAUUCAGGCUUGGAUUCAUAGAUGUUCCACUGAUGAAGAAAAUAAUCCAGAUGCACUGACGACAAUCGUCCAUCUUAUCUGGGACAUUGUUUUAUCAGGUAAUGGAAACUAUAUUAGCAUCAUGAAUCAGACAUUUCAGCAUUUCCCUCCAAGUGAUGUUAAUGAUCUCCCUGAAUUUAUCGAUAUUUUGCUCCAAAUGCUUUCCAAUACUGAUAUAAUUGCUAAUUCUAAGAAUGGACUUGCUGGAUGCGUUGUAAGACUCCUUUCUAUGCCAGAAUUACAACUUACAAGCGUCGGAAUCACAAAUGAACAGAUUUCAGAUAUAAUACAAUCAUCAAAAUCCAAUAUUGGUUAUGAAAUUCUCAAUUUAGAGACUUCUAAACUCGAUAAUCCUAUUGGAUCUCAUAGAGCUUCUUCAUUACUCCAAUAA